Messenger RNA from Ananas comosus (pineapple), 770 nucleotides. RefSeq names its product agamous-like MADS-box protein AGL30. Bases 447 to 749 code for a protein of 100 amino acids. The record is from RefSeq and is a predicted model, not a curated record. The transcript has 3 exons. Gene Ontology annotation, molecular function: protein dimerization activity; DNA binding. NCBI's taxonomy places the organism in Eukaryota, Viridiplantae, Streptophyta, Magnoliopsida, Poales, Bromeliaceae.
AGCGCCACAACAACGAACGGCUCAGAUCAUCCCAUUUCAAAUCCAACACCCAUCAUAUGCCCGUCUCAAACGCAAUCGCAACCGUUCGUCCCCUCACUCUUGUCACUCAAGCACACAAGCACUGUUACUACGUAGCCACUGCAUUCAUGGAGUGCAUCCCCUCCCCCUCUCCUAUCCUUCCAAAAACAACACCCUUCCACUUUAACUCCCACCCCCUCUCCCCGGCCGCCACCUGUCCCCUGCCCCACCGCGUUCCAGCUCAUCAUCGACGACCAAAAGAGGAAAAAAGAAAACGCUUAAAGAGAUCGGCGACACGCGAAAUGCAGUAUGUUUCGCGUCGAUAUAUAUAUAAAUAUAUAUACAUGUACAUGUACACACAAAUACAUACAUACGUGUGUACAUCUGAGCGAACGGUUUCGUCAGAGUAAGGAUAGGAGGGAGCAGGGAUGGGGUAUACGAAGGUGCCGAUGGAGGCGAGGGAUACGUUGCACCACCGCAAGAAGACGUACCGGAAGAGGCAUCCGGUGCUGAAGAGGCGCGUUGAGGAGCUUGGCGUGCUGUGCGAGGCCGACGCGGUGCUCCUCAUGUUCUCCCCCUCCGGUCACCCUUCGCUCUUUUGCGGCGGGACCAGUGAUUUGGCAGAAAUUUUGGAAAAGUAUUCGAAGGUCGAUCCUACCGAAAGAGAAAACAGGAAGAAUGAAGUUAUUGCUGUAAGAUCUCAUGAGCCAAAACUUGUUGGAUAUAUAUAAGCGCGUCUAAUAUAAUUACAG